Molecule: messenger RNA, 4072 nt
Organism: Amoebophrya sp. A25
Lineage: Eukaryota; Dinophyceae; Syndiniales; Amoebophryaceae
Source: the annotation of a GenBank genome assembly
AGGUUGACUGCUUUUACCAGUACCUACCAUGCAUGAGCAUGGUCAGAUGCUGAUUAAGUUGACUUUCACGCUAUGAAUAUAACACCUGUGAUAAUGGUUCGCGACUAAUUCCUAAGAUAACUGCUAUUGUUUUUGCUUUGCACAACAACCCAUACCUUGAUUUACAUACACAAUAUCCUCUUCAUACAUGAGAAUGCAUGUAGACGUGAAUCAUUCGUAGAACACACAGCAAUAAGUUUUUUUUUCAAGUGCUACCUUCUUCGCUAUUGAUUAACUUUAGGCCUUCAUGUCAAAGAAUGUUGGUGGAUCCUCACCCCAUCUUCAAAAAUUAGCGUUGCCGGUCCCUCUUGCUGCUUAGGCGAGAGGAGUCGCACUAACAGACCACGGAGAUGAACAUGGAGACUGAUUCUGAUUGAUAGAGGAAGUUCUCCCACGUCUUCGAGCAGUUUGGGUGCAUCCUACUAGAAAGUAGAGGGAGCUGGGCAAGAUGGAUCGUCCAGCGACAGCUCCAGCAGAUGCCAAAGGCGAGAUCCAAAAGGCCCGCCAGGCCAUGGCGGAAGGGAGGCCUGUGGUUUCCAUGGUCAAGGUAGCUGGUAUAAUGAACCAGUACGCCUCUAUGAAGAAGAUCCAGCUUGCAGGAAACCGAAGGAAUGUACGGGAAAGUGAUGCGGUACUAGUGGUCGGGCAGUGACCUUCUUGUUUAUCCACCUCCUGCAACCAGAAAAUACUUUCAACUUAUUUUGUCUAUUAAUUUAUAUCUCAUCUGGUCUAAUCUUCUGUGUCCUCAUUCAUCAGUGUCAAUAAAAACUGCUGUAUUUUAUCGGAUGGAGACCCCGAUAACUGCAGACUAUUACAGCGACUGUGGGUAAGCAGAUAGCCAAAAAAAAACAUCAAUAACUCAGAUGGAGAAGGAGAUGGAGCGCAUUCACCACGUAAUCGCGGAAUUGAUAGUAGCGAUGGACUUCAAAUUUUUUGAGAGAAUGAGUUUAAAGCAGCUGGUACGGACAGCUGGGUUGAUGGAGGUUAGAAAAUUCACCGCAGGCGAAACCAUCUUCCGGAAAGGAACGACAGGUGUCUUUUUUAUGAGUAACUCCUUACAAAGUGAAAAGACACUAGGAGAUAAAAUCAAAAAAAGUAUACUACCUUCUAUUUCUGCUCCACUACCACGACCAGGUCAUCAUUUUUAUUGCCUAUUCCUUGGUGAAGUUGACAUAUUAUUGCAAGAGGGUGCUAGGCCAAUCGCUUGUUUGGGCCCAGGCGAAAGUUUUGGAGAAUUAGCGCUCAUAAACGACACACCACGUGCUGCCACAGUAAGAGCGAAGACAGCAGUGCUCUGCGGAUUGCUUUCUUAAGAAUGGAACAGAGAAAUUUUUUAACUGUGUUGUAAUAUCUACUUGCGCUGCUGGGAUCUUCAAUGUGAUAUAGUGAAAAAAUAGAGCCUCUUCAAACGAAUCAUUUUCAUUUUUAGUACUCGUCAAUCCUACUUAUAAAAUUAAAAGUUUAUACUUCUUGUACAACAUCAUCUACAUUUUUUUCCUCUUUCAUUUCCCACGGCACACCUUUACGCAAAUGCAGCAGAAUCAAGAAGCCAUCCAGCAAGCACAGUGCUACGCAUGUGUUAAUCACUGCAUUCCGUUCUCGGAGUACAUUCCACCAUUUAAGAGGAAAAUGGCAGCGAUCAUGGAACCUAGGACCAUACAGUGCGACAGAGAGUUAAAUCCAGGGACUAACGGCGCAGAGCAUCUGGUCAUCACGAGAAAAGGCAGCUUUGAAGUAUUUGUGUCUGUGACAAGUGCUUAGCUUUUAACUGAUGAGAUUGAACAGAAUGUCACUCGCUUACUUUUCUAGUGGUGAUUGAGAUCGAUACAUAGAUCUACUUACAAGUAGUACCUAGUGGUUCUGCUUGGGUUCAUCAUUUUCUAUUCUCGAUCUGCUCCCCUCUAGGUCCUCGCAGAUAUCGAGCUAAAUAUGCCAGAGUCAACCAGUCAAAUCCGGUACGACCAAUACGGAAAUGCUGUUGUAGCCGAAGCGAAGAAAAUAAGGAAGAGCUUCAAGCGUGUCCCCAUUAUGAAGUUAGAUAAGCCAGGUAUUGUCUUUUCUUUGUAGAAGUUCCAGUGUAGUUAGACUUCACGUGCUUGUGAGUGAUUUACAGCAUUCUCUUCUAUGCUACAGUUUCUGGCUACGCCUACAACUUUGUCACUCAAGCCUUCUGUUUUCAGGUCUCGCGGAUAUCAAAUCAGGUCUAUCACAUGCUAUCAAAGGAGGCAACCUAUGAAAUAGGGUCCUAUGCUAGCAUAGGUCUCGCGGAUAAUUAUAGGCAAGCUGUUUGGCCAUUACUAUAAUUCUGUAAUUGUAUACCCUUUGCCUAGCCUUAUCUUUUUCCUAGUUAGCUUGGCUCCACCCGUAUUAUAGGCAAGCUGUCAUCUUCAAAUCAGGUCUAGUUUACGGCAUGGGAGAAUGUUUGAUGCCAGGAGGCGCUGAUGCGCCUGGAGUCCGAGAUUGGGUUCCUGGCGCAGCUUUUUUGCAAAUAUACUUGGUCGCGCGUGGCGACGGAGGGGCCACGGCAUUUGUCAUCCCGAAAAAGAAAUUUCGCGCUUUGCUAAAGGAGGAGAUGGAUAUGAAGAUUAUGGCUCCCAAACGGAUUUUGAUCCUCCCAGACAUGGCGAGGAGGGUCUCCACUUCGCCUCCUAUAAACAUAUGACAACUAGUACACUUUCAUGACAUACCAACUACAUCAACAUGUAUGCCCUAGUUUGUAGAGAAUCAUGACCACUUCAUCUCUAAAAAACGAUGGUGUGAACGAUAUCACCAGGUGAAAUUUCGUUACCACAUCGCGCAGGUCAAUAGCAUAUGCCAGACGCUGAAUCGGAGCGACUUUUUGAUGAAGAAGAGCUUCUAUAUGAUCAAAAUCUAUGAAGAAAUAGACGACAUGAACAAGAAAUUCCAGGAUCAAGUGGAAUGGAGGUAUUGAAUUUUCACUGAGAUCAAUAUGACUUAUAAAACUAUUCGUAAAACCAAGAGGAAGGAGGUUGAGGUAUGGAAUUUUUUUAGUAUCUAUGUCGCGACUGAUGUUUGAUCGAGAUAUCCUCAAGAAGAAUUAUAGAAUCAUCUACCCCAGCAACAACUGCAAGGGACCAAGGCCCGAAGAACCUGCCCAUUUUUGAGUACAACCCAUUUUGAGCAGGUACUUCCUGGAAGAUAUUCGAGAGCGGGGUGCAGAAAAGAUGACGUGGCAAAGACUUAAAGCUGCGGCAGAACAAAGGUUUGCUGGCAAACGAAACGUGGUCUUAGACCCUGAGCUUCAGCCGCGUAAGGAUGACGGCAGUUUGGCUGUUACAAGAGAUAAAACGUGGGAUUACAUCUAAAAGUUGGAGGAUGGUCUCAAGAACCAUCUAGUUGUUGUUGUUCGCCAGAGGAGAAGCGGAGGAGCAACUCGUACCUCUUCUCAGUGCAUAUUUCUCAUCUCAUUUCAACCAAAUGUACUAAUUCAUACAGAAGUAGACAAGAGUAGCUUCUCAUUUCAUUUCAAUAGACACGCAAAUAAGGACUCUCAUUUCAAUAGACACGCAGAAGUACUAUCGUAGAUUCUUAUGUAAGAAAAACGAGAUAUACUUGCCAUAUUUAACGUAACUGAAUACAUUCACCAUUGUGGACGAGGCGCGCGGCUGCUACGUAAUGUUUCUGUUGUACAACAAGCGGUUAGUAGAAGAGGACAGUACAGAGCUGACAUAAAAUGUACACUGCUAUGUUUGGCUCUUAUCGAGUACGUGUAUCUGUUCAUUCUGACAGACUGUUGUAUGAACUUCUUGUUGGAACAAAGAACUGAAAUUUAUUUUCCAUUGCAUAGGCUUAGGCACACUCACAUAAUGGCCCAUCGAUGCGUAGCAGAAGUCACCGUGCGUUCUCCCGUCUGUAGACCGAUAGGUUAAGGUAAAUAUCAUAUGCUUACACGUCAUUGUUUUGCUACUGGAUUUCACGAAUUCACAUGGCUAUCGCAUGAACUGAAACUCAAGAAAAGAAUUAAAAAAAAAAACGAAGAAAGCAAACAUAUUCAGGACCUCUCUACUCGAAG